AUGGAAGAGCUUUUUGAAACAAGCUUUGCUCAUCUGGAUUAUCGUUGCGUUGCACUGUACAACGCAAGCUGCUCUGCGGACUUUCGCUUGAAUUACAGCAAUUUGAUUCUGUUCCUGUUUAUAUCGGUGAUGUCUGUGCUCACAGUGUGUGGUAACAUGGUGGUGAUUGCUUCUAUUGCAGCUUUCAAGCAGCUCCACACACCAACUAACUUCAUCAUCUUCUCUCUGGCUGUGUCUGAUUUUCUGGUUGGAGCGUUUGUGAUGCCGAUGCAGAGUCUUAUGACUCUUGAUAUGUGUUUACAGCAAAUGAAAAGCCUCUGCCCCAUGUUUCACUUCAUCAGCUCCAUCGUCGGCUCUGUGUCUCUGUGCAACAUUGUCUUCGCAGCCAUAGAUCACUAUUUUGCCCUGUGGAAUCCUUUCCUGUACACGGCAAAAGUGACUAAGAAGACUAUGCAGAUAUGUAUAAGCUGUGGAUGGAUUGCUUCCAUCUUGUAUAACGUGGCUCUUUAUAUUGGUAACUCAAAGGGGGAAAGAAAGCUGGUUUGUGUCCUUCAGUGUGCAGUGCCAGGCAAUGAUACAUGGGGUCUUAUUGAUAUUGUUUUCAGCUUCACUCUGCCAUGUGCAGUAAUAAUAAGUCUGUAUCUUUUAAUUCUUAGAGUGGCUCUGCGACAUGCAAGAGCCAUUUCCACAAUGCAGAAAACGGUGUCUGAAAAAAGGAAAUCGUUUAGGAAUUCACAGCUGAAAGCGAGCAAAACAUUAGGGAUUGUGGUUUUGGUGUAUGUGGUGUGCUGGAUCCCUGGAUACACGACUCUUAUCAAUUUAGAAAAUCUUCCAGACCCCACUCUGAGCAUCACCUCCAUGUUAUGCCUUUUCUACAGUCAUUCCUGCAUGAAUCCCUUCAUUUAUGCAAUAUCAUACCCUUGGUUUAAAAAAUCCCUGAAGCUCUUUUUCACACUGCACAAGCUGGCAUGA
Molecule: messenger RNA, 972 nt
Organism: Colossoma macropomum (tambaqui)
Lineage: Eukaryota; Metazoa; Chordata; Actinopteri; Characiformes; Serrasalmidae
Product: trace amine-associated receptor 13c-like
Exons: 1
Coding region: 1-972 (323 amino acids)
Biological process (GO): G protein-coupled receptor signaling pathway
Cellular component (GO): membrane
Molecular function (GO): trace-amine receptor activity
Source: RefSeq, a predicted model, not a curated record